Ostreococcus lucimarinus CCE9901 is the source of this 1223-nucleotide messenger RNA. RefSeq lists its product with no specific name. The record is from RefSeq and is a predicted model, not a curated record. Gene Ontology annotation, biological process: fatty acid biosynthetic process. The coding region runs from base 106 to 1101 and encodes 331 amino acids. Gene Ontology annotation, molecular function: enoyl-[acyl-carrier-protein] reductase (NADH) activity. The transcript has a single exon. NCBI's taxonomy places the organism in Eukaryota, Viridiplantae, Chlorophyta, Mamiellophyceae, Mamiellales, Bathycoccaceae.
CGCGACGCACCGACGCGCGACCGCGAGCGACGCGAACGAGCGCGCCGGACCGCGGACGACGGACGGAGAACGACACCGCGAAGAGGAAAGAUGCGCGCGACGACGAUGCGACAAUCGAGCGCGGUGACGGGGACGCGCGCGCGAACGACGCGCGGGGCGCGCGCGGCGCGACCGCGAGCGACGACGACGACGCGGGCGGGAUUGAACGUCGAUCUGCGAGGGAAGAAGGCGUUCGUCGCGGGCGUGGCGGACGAUAACGGGUUCGGGUGGGCCAUCUCGAAGGCGCUGAGCGAAGCCGGCGCGGAGGUGAUCCUCGGGACUUGGGUUCCGGCGCUGAACAUCUUCGAGACGUCGUACCGACGGGGGAAGUUUGACGAAUCGCGUAAAUUGAGCGAUGGAUCGAUGAUGACGUUCUCGAAGAUUUACCCGAUGGACGCCGUGUUCGACGCGAUGGACGACGUUCCGGAGGACAUCGCGACGAACAAGCGCUACGCGGGUAACGAAAAGUGGACCGUGAGCGAAGUCGCGAAGUGCGUCGAGGAAGAUUUCGGUAAGAUUGAUGUUCUCGUGCACUCCUUGGCCAACGGCCCGGAAGUCGCCAAGCCUUUGCUCGAAACGAGCCGUAAGGGUUACUUGGCCGCCAUCUCGGCGUCUUCUUACUCCAACGUGUCCAUGAUCCAACACUUCGGACCGUUGAUGAACAAGGGUGGUGCCGCCAUCUCUUUGACCUACCUCGCCUCCGAACAAAUCAUUCCGGGCUACGGUGGUGGUAUGUCCUCCGCGAAGGCGGCGCUCGAGUCCGACACCCGCGUCCUCGCGUACGAAGCCGGUCGCAAGUGGGGCAUCCGCGUCAACACCAUCUCCGCCGGUCCUCUCGGUUCUCGCGCGGCCAAGGCGAUUGGGUUCAUCGACAAGAUGAUCAACUACUCUCUCUCCAACGCGCCGCUCAAGGAGAAGCCGCUCGAAGCCAUCGAAAUCGGUAACACCGCCGCCUUCUUGUGCUCUCCGCUCGCCUCCGGCAUCACCGGUGCGACCAUCUACGUCGACAACGGCCUCAACGCCAUGGGUCUCGCCGAGACCGCUCCGGAGAUUUCCGGUUAAGCGCGCGUCCAGAACGUUUUGUUGAGGAUGGCGAACACGGUCGGCAGUCGCGGACUCUGCGUUUCGAACGCACCGCGGCGACGACGCCUUCGUCUUCGCUCUCCUUUAGAUGACGCAAUUCA